Molecule: messenger RNA, 8799 nt
Organism: Symbiodinium sp. CCMP2456
Lineage: Eukaryota; Dinophyceae; Suessiales; Symbiodiniaceae
Source: the annotation of a GenBank genome assembly
AUGGCACCGAGCCACAUUGACAAAGACAUUACUGCAAAUUACGAGAUGGAGAACUUGGAGCUCGCAUCCGGAGGCUUUGGCAAAGUAUUCCGAGCCACUGACCGGAAGCAUCCGGAGCGGCGGGUGGCCAUCAAGUCAAUGCUACUUUCCAACGCACGCCGUCGAGAGAUGUCUGAGAACGAGGUCAAGAUCAUGAAGAGCUUGGACCAUCCGAAUAUCUGCAAACUUUUCGAGACGUACGAGAGGGCUGGGCUUGCUUACUAUGUCAUGGAGCUUUGCGAGGGCAAGGAUCUGUUUGACCAUCUCUUCAAUGUCGACUCGCCGCGGCUAGACGAACCGACGGCUGCAGUGGUCAUGCGACAGCUGGCCAGUGCGUUACAGUAUGCGCACGACAAGGGCAUUGCCCACCGUGACAUCAAGCCUGAGAACAUCAUGUUCACAUCCGAGGAUCCCAACUGCACGGACAUCAAGGUCAUUGAUUGGGGUGUCGGCCACGACUUCGGUGAGCGGCGCAUGCGGCACUUUGCUGGAACGCCCAGGUACUGUGCACCGGAGGUGAUGCAAUCCGAAAGCUUCUUGAGACGGCUUUCAUCCUACACGGCUGCCUGUGACAUGUGGAGCGUUGGUGUUGUCCUUUACGCCAUGCUUUCUGGUCGCUUGCCAUUCAGCGGAAAGCAAAAAGAGCUGCUCAAGAAGAUGAAGAAGGAGCAAUAUUCGAUGGCAGGGAAAGUCUGGCAGUCGAGAUCGCAAGACGUCAAGGAUUUGAUUCAGGGCCUGUUGAAGGCCGACCCCAACAUGCGAUUUUCCCCCAAAGACAUCCUCCAGCACCCCUGGAUUACGAACAGUGAGAGGCAUUCCGAGAUGCCUGCAGCCGUGGCGCAGCAAGUUCUUGACAACAUGAAGAACUUCAGCAAUCUUGGCCAUUUCUACUCCAUUUGUGUGGCUGCGGUGGUUCGCCAGCUUGGCUCCAAGCACUUGAAUGAGGUGCACCGCAUGUUCUGCAGCUUAGACCGGGAUGGAAAUGGUGUGCUGUCUGUGGAAGAGGUCCAGCAGGGCUUCUGCAACCUUUGCCACGGAGACUCUCCUGAGAUGCAAGAUUUGCUGAAGACCGUGCAGAUGCUCGACAAGGAUGGUUCAGGCAGCAUUGACUACAACGAGUUCUGCGCGGCUGCGGUUGGCGAGCGAAUCUUCCAGGAGGAGUCGUGGCUGUGGGCUGCUUUCCGUUCCUUCGACACACUGAAGGAUGGCCAGCUAUCAUUCGAGGAGAUUAAAGCCAUCUUCCGGGGUAGCGACGUGAGCCGUGUAUGGCAUGAAGACGUCUUGGAUGCAGCUGCCAGGGAGGCUCUGAAGCGCUUCGAUGUCACCGGUGACGGCGCCAUCGAUUUCGAGGAGUUCAGCCAGCUGAUGCGCCACCACACGGCAGCCAAGAAGUUGGCCGAAGCCGAAAAGCUCCGCCAGGGCUGGUCUUCCGAAGAGCAUGACGCGCAAGCCUCCUUGGACAAACUGGAAUUGCAGCUGCAUGAAAUGCAUCCCAGCAGCAUCGAGUCAGAAAUUUCCGGGCUGCAUGUCGGGCCCCGUCAACCAGAUGCAGGAGGCAACAAGACUUGUGAGCUUUACCGAAAGCUGUCCGUUCCCCAAGUGUUGCAGCGUCCUCUGGACGAGCAGGCAGAGACGGGAGCUGAGGUGCCAGAUCAAGCAAAGCACGGCAAUGCUUGCUUCAGUCCGCAGAUGCUGUGCAGUGCGUUUGCCGCAGUCGAAAGGGUCUCGUUGUGCAUCCGGAUGCAGCUCUCUCCACCAAGGAGCUUCGGCAAUGCCCGGCGCUACAUGACCUUGGAGCGCCGUGCCUACCUCGACGGCUCUGACCUAGGCCAACGGGCUCGUCCUGUCGAGCUGCAGACGACCUCACUGCAGCCAGAAGACUGUGCCGAUGCGCGUGCAGCAGCUGAUGCCCAGAAGAGGCGUGCAGCCGCACCGAAGAAGGCAGCGGAGGCCUUCCAAGGACAAGUAUCGGAUAUCGAUGGUCGCGGUCACCGCCGGACGCUGGCGAAGGCCAAGAGACGCUCGGCCACGGUCCUCGCUAUCCUCACUCUCUUCACUCGUGACUACAAGGUGAAAAUUAGCCGUGAACAGGCGCAAGGCGACUUCCAAGGCAGGGCCUUCUUUGACCAAAUCGUGCAAGCGGAGCACUACGCCAAUCUGAUUGGCAGAUCAGAGAAAAUGGCGAGCCUCUCCGAACAGCUGAUGUCGGUGCCAGAGGACGAUGACUUCCCGGACGAGACGUUGGGACUAUGUGGGAUGAAAGUAUUGUUGUUGAUUGUAAAGUCCAGGGAAUGCGCAGCCGUCGUUCGACCCACGCUACUCCUCUUCCAGAUCGCUGGCGGGAAAGUGCAGAUCGUUGAAGGCGGCACAUAUUCGGAUGCAUCCAUCUCGAACAUUGCACAGGAGGGGCCGGGAAGGGUGGGCAGCUGGGAAGCGACACAGGAAGCAGAUCCCCCACACGUCCCAGCAGAAGAGGAGUCCACCUCCUUCGGGCGACUCCUUCGCGAGGCCCAGUCAGCUCUCGAGGCUAUCGCAACAGAGGUGGGCUGUGACGAAGCCACCCAUGCCAACUGGAUUUGGCAUGAUGGCAUGAAAGUGGGAUCGUCAAGCCAGAAACAGGCAAAAAAGACGCAAUGUCCAGAGGAACCUGAGGCUGCGGGCUCCACCUCUCAGUCCCAGGUCAUGGCCAGGACCAGGCUUUUGCAUCAGCAGCUGGACCACCUGGAAGCUAAGUUAUACUCUCGUGACUUUUUGUUUGAUAGGACACGGUCUCUCACUGCAGCAGCCCAGAUCGACCAGCGACCAGGCGAACCGGCAGCGACACCGAGAACUGCACCGGCGGAAGAGCUCGAAAGCAAGGCUUGGAAGCUGCAGCGACGCGACCGUUUUGACUUGAUCAAAAGCAGCUUGGCAAGCCGGUUAAUCAAUAGCUUCUGCACUCAGACCGGUGCAAAGGAAACUCAGAGGCUGAGAGACAAGAUGUCUCUACAAGAUGGACCCGAGCAGGCUGAGAAACUGCGGGGGGAGCUUGAGAAGUGGAAGCGAGAAGCGGAGACGCUGAGGCCUGACGAGACGAUAAGUACGGCCAGUAUCGAGGGCGCGCAGGGCAUCUUCAUAGCGGAGAUGGAGCCCGGAUGCCCCUCCUGGCCCUCCGGGCCCUCGGCCGCACAGGAGAGAGGCAUCGCCGAGCAAGCCGAGGCCGAGGCAGUCGUUAUUGAUGGGCCAGACUGCUUGAUCCUCCUUGGCGUCGUCGUCUUUGUGGGCAGGAACCUGGUGAGCUUGAGUGCGCAAGGCAGCGUCAAUGCGCAGAGAGCGCAAACAACACCUGCUGAGUUCCCUCGCUACAACAGCUGCGGAGGCUGCGAGGAGGGCAACAAGUCUGACGACGACCUGAGAGAGUGCAUACAUCCCUGCUACAAUCUGAGCUUCGUCCUGAGCUGGGAGCGCUACAACAGGGACCACGAGUUCAGGCUGGUCUACUUUCCCUCCCGUGCCGGCCCCCGAGGAGAGGUGCCGGUGAAUAUCUCGGCUUGGUGGUUGCCGGCGCCGCCUCGAGGUGGCAAGCCCGCGCCGCGCAUUGUCGCCAUGCACGGUGUCGGCGCCAACUGCAACCACUGUGGUGUUCAGAGCACUUGCUACUUGCUGCGAUCAAUGGGUUUCAGCUGCCUCACCCCCAGCGCCCGGGAUGCCGGGUUGUCGGGACCCUCGAGCCAUCCGGACAUUAUGACCUGGGGUUACGACUAUCACCUAGACACUCUCGGAGGUUGGGACUAUGCCGUGGAGGAUCCAGAUGGCCUUCUAGGUGGCCCGCUGCCUCCCGACCAGGUAGGCAUCAUGGGCUUCUCCAAGGGCGCCUACGAGACUGCAAUUGCCUUCGGCUUGGAACAAAGAAUUCCUGGUGCUUGGCUGGACUCAGGCCCGUAUGCCGGGCUUUUUGGGAUGAUUGUGUCGACGGUUGCUCCGUACGUUGGCAGUUUUUUUGGAGACGUCCUUGCGAGAGGUGUAUUCGCCUCCGCUACCUUCUUCUCGGGCGGUCGCGUGGACGUUUACGACCCGUUGCAGUUGCUUUCCAACUGCACUGCAGGAGAGAAGAAGAGGCAAGUAUUGAUUGCCCACGGCACCCUGGACGACACUGUCCCGACACGGUACUCCGCGAUGGCGAUUGAGGUGUUGUCCGGGGAGCCACGCUGCUAUGAGGACUUUGGCUACCGCAUCUUGAGGAGUCCGUUUGCCGUGGCUGCAGGUGUCAGCAGGCCGUCCGACUUUCAGACAUCAAGACAAGAUGAAAGUGCUGCACUUUUCGACCAGCUUGCCGAUGUGGUUACACAGUUCCACAUGCGAUCCCCUGCACCGCCGCACAUUCUCGCAGAAAAGGAGAUGUGGGAGUUUCCGGACGACACCCGGCACAAGCUCUGCUCCUUCUGGAGCAAGGGGCAUCACACGCUCUCCGCAAUGUUUGCUCGACUGGCUAUCAAGCGCUGGGUGUGUUGCAUCGAUCGCAUUUCCAUCUACAUCUCCACGUGUUUGCUACAUGCUGUAUUGGACGAGACAGCGCCAGACAGUGCCGGGGUCGAUUACAGUAGGUCAGGGCAUGCUUUAGAUGCAGAUCCGAAGGAGAAAGCGCAGGCCUGCACCUCCGUCGACCGAGGUUACCACCUGGAAGUGUCUUUGGCUGCAGGGCAGCUGGAGCAAAAAGAGCGUUGCAUUUGCUGCACCGUUUCCUCCUUGACCAAGUCCUUGCAGGCACGAGACCAGAUUGGUCUGGAGCUUCCGGCACUUCGUGAUUUAGGGCGGGAUGUCGAGCGGAGCGCUGGGUGUCAUCAGGAUGCACGCAGUUAUCAGUCUUUGGCGGGCCCCGUGGCCGUAGUUGGUGCCGGUUUUGGCGGCGUCUCUGCGGCCCGUGAGUUGCAGCGACGGGCAAUCGAUUUUCGUAUCUUCGAGCAGCAGGGAGCACUCGGUGGUUCCUGGCGUUCCAUGGCGAACCGCACUUCGAAAGCCCAGAUUGAGCGGGGCACCUACCACCUGGGCCUCGCGGAUGGCGAGUGUCCGGCCAAGCUGCCGAACUAUACCCCGAGAGAUGCCAUGCUGGAUCAUGCUCAGGAAUUCGCGUCGCAUCACCGGAUCCUUGACCAUUGCCGUUUCCGUGCUGAAGUGGUUCAAGUUGACGAGGAGGCUCCCGGCAGCUACAACGUGCAGUGGCAGUCUCCGGAUGGACUCCGGCAUCAAGAAGGCCCCUUUGCAGCAGUCAUGCUCUAUCCGGGCUUCUUGCCGAAGCCACGAGACGAGCCCCUUCCCGAGGAAGGGCGCUUCCAGGGCCGAAUUGCUUUGGGUGUGGCUGACGACCUGUUGGACUGGAGAGACUGGAGGCACGUGCUCAUCCUUGGGCACGGCGCAUUCGCCGUGGAGAGCACACGGACCGCCGCGGAGGCAGGAGCAGCUUCCGUGACCAUGUUGUGCCGAAGGCGGAAUCUAGUCCUUCCACGUGUCGCAGCCUGGUUGGUGGAUGGAAGCGGGCCUGGUGCUGAGCUCGGCAUGGAUGCGCUGCUACACAUCACGCAGCCGAUGUAUGAGCUCGUGGGCUUGUCUGCGCAGCGCAAGGAGGAAGCCUUAAGCAGGAGUAUUCUGGCUGAUCCGAGAGGAAGGGUCAUGUCGCAGUCCAACCCGGCCAUCUCCGAUGUCUACUUUCUGUUGCAGGCACUUGGAGUGUUGGAGGUGCUCGUCGGCCAACUCGCCGAGUUGCUUCCCAGAAGCGCCAGGCUGAGUCUGGCGCAGGAAGCAGGCGGACGCUCUCGCACCGUGGACUGCAGCAUGGUGGUGAAAUGCUUGGGCUGGGAUCACUCUGCGCAGGACGCCUUAAAUCGGGGUCUACAGGUGCGGAGCCUGCGAGGUUUCUGGAUCAACGGGGACCCACGGCGCUUCGUCUUCAAGUUCGCUUCGCGGACGGACGGAGCAAGGAGUCUUGCAACUCUGUCCUUUUUCGUCCAGCUGCAGAAUGCACACGAGGCCUUCUUCUACUUCCUGCAGAGGUGCCAAGAGCCGAAGAUGCAAGAAGACCAGCUUUGUAUCGUGCAGAAGUAUGUGGCCGACAGCGACCGCAUCCUGCGUGAAGCAUGCUACGGAGUGCUGUUGGAGCUGUCGUUAUGGCUCGGCGACAUCACAGAGUUCACCAAGACCAUGGAUGAGCCGCAGAGGAAGGAGGUCGCAAAGCGUCUGGAGGAAGUCAAGGAAUCCGGCAAAGCUGCAAAGCGCGGCUACAGAGGGGAUGCCGCUGCUCCACAGGCAGCCAGUGUCAGUGCAGGUGAUCUCCUUGGCAAAGUCGACCCGUUCCUCAAACUUCCCAAAGGAUGGUGCAUCACCAGCGUCACCUCCAUGGAGAAGUGGAAGGAAAAGCUUCAGCAUCUGCAGGUGUUAUCCGAUAUCUUGGACCACCCAGCUGAGCAGCACCGUCUCGCGCCGGGCGACGGCUAUUCUUCCCUGGUCCCGACCAUCCAGCGGAUGAUCAAAGGUGAAAGCAACAUUCCAGUGCUCACCGAAGUAGCCAAAUGCAUGGGCUUGAUCUCCAAGGGUCUCCGGCGAAGUUUCGAGAAGCACGCCAAAACGCUCUUGCCCGUCGCUCUGACUCGGAUCACCGACAAGAGCGUUUGGAAGCACAACUGCCUCAUUGACAGGGUAGAGCAACUCUUGUGGUCCAUGCCUUACGAGGUUCUCCUGGAGGAGCUUCCGCCUUACAUUGGCUCCAAGAGUUUGUUCGUGAAGAAGGAAGCACUGAACUUGUUGCUUCGUGGCUUGGAGCUCCCACAAGUUCUCGAGAUCUACCCUGAUGCAAGUCAGCGGUUUUUCGCAGCGGUCGCGACUUUGACACUGCCACUGAUCGAUGAUUCCGACAACACUGUGCGACAAGAAGCGGCCAAAGUGCUGGCAAGACUGGUGGUCCAGAAUAAGGCUUCGAGUGAUCUUCCUAUUGUUGUAGACCGAAUUCCUUCUCAUCGUCGAGCUGUCUUCGAUGACGAGUUGAAGAAGAUCUCCAAAGAUCCAUUGCCGACAACCGCGCCCAGUCCUUCACCCAGCAUCAUGCCUGAGCUGCGCUCGGUACCAACACCACUCUCACCUCCAGGGAGGCGCACCUCACCGCUGAAGCAGCGGCUCCAUGCCGUCCCUGUGGAGUCACCGAAGGCCCCUUCGGAGUCUGCACUUCCUAAGUCCACACCACCCUUGGCUCAGGGUAUCUCGCCGGCCUCUCCCGACAUAAACCCCACGGGCAGUCCUUCAGAGACACCCUUGAUGAAGAAGAUGGCAGAGGAGAUCCGCAACUUGCGCUUCAAGGUCAAGCAGCUUGAGAUGGAGCGGACCCAAACGGAAGUGCUGUCACCGGCCCCGGUCGCGGGCGGGCCGGGCGGGGCUUCAGCCGGCCCAGUCAUCAGCAGGCUCCGUGGACCUUCGGCAGAACGGCUGCGCGUUCCUUCUCUAGAGCGCCGCGAUGCGACACCAAAGCGGGAGCCCAGCACACGCAGGGAAGUGAUGACACCGACAAGGCGACAGCCAACACCAACAAGGCGAGAGCCAACCCCGACGCGCCGUGAGGCACCCCUAAGGCGUGAGCCCACACCAACACGGCAGCGUGAGCUCGUGCUGAUGGCCAAGGAUCCCAGCAGGAGAGAUCUCGGGGCUCCAACAAGACGUGAGCAGCGUGAGCCCACCCCCACAAGGCGAGAGGCAACGCCGACGCGACGAGAGCAAACGCCCCGAGCUAGGCGCGAUCCCACGCCACCCAUGCGGCGAGCACCAACACCCACACGCAGAGAUGCUCGGGACAUGACGCCGACGAGGCGGCACACUCCGGGGACGCCCACCAAACGAGAAGACGCCAGGAUGUCUCAGGAAAAUUCUUACGACGACACUGCACUUCUCUACGGUGAGAGCGUGGUGCCCUUCAACAUAGGGCCGACCAAGCUAUCGAAGCAGGCCCGGCAGCAAAGGGAAAGAAGCCAGUACUGGGGUCCCGAGACGAUCCCAGCGGAUCAUUUGGCAUCCCUUCGCGAGCAAUGGCGUGUUUGCAUUGAGGAUUGGCUUUGGCGCCAGAUGUUCACAGACCGCUUAGAAGAACAGCUCGCAGGGUUGCAGCAUUGGCACAGACAGGCUGGCGAAUACAUAGAGAUCAUCCUCGAAGCGGAUGUAGUGGACAUGCUUCUCAAGUGGCUCACAUGGAUGCUGACGAAUGCCAACACCAAGGUAUGGAAGCUCGUCUUGGAUGUGCUCACGACUCUGCUGCAGAACUUGGAACGUAUGGAUGUUCAGCUCACGGAUCGCGAGACGCAGAUUCUCGUGCCAAACAUUGUCGAGCGGUCCGGGCACAACAUCUUGGUCAUACGUGAGAGCAUGCAGGAACUGCUCAGGAUUUGUGCUUGCGUCGCAUCACGGGGACGAGUGCUUCCGAUGCUGCUGCAUGGGCUGACCUCGAAGAGCAAAAGGUCAGCCGCGUGUAGCAUGCGAGCCAUCGGUGACAUCUUGGAUCGAGGUACCACGUUGGCACUGCUCCGAUCACAGAAGGAUCUCGGGCUAGUUCUGAAACUCACUGUCGACAAAGACGCAGAUGUGCGGCGUUCAGCUGUGCACACCGUCAGUCUCUUCUCCCUCUAUGUAGACGAUGACGUCUUCAUUAAAGUCUGCCGUGGUUUACCGCCACUCGCAAAGGGUCCAGUGCAAACAGCCGCCGUCCGUUUGCAGGUGCCCGAAGACGAUGACAGCAGACCAAUAGCCUAG